AUGGAUUUGGACGAAGCAGAUAUAUUGGAAAUUCCAUCAUGGUCAAGAAAAGGUCAUCCAGUUUCCCGUUGGAUCGACUAUAUACCAAAAUCUUAUACCGGUGAAGUCCGUGAUAUCACGGAUAAUGGAUUUUGGACGCUGUCUAGCUUUAUAGAAGGCUAUGGCAUUCAUCAGCUGUUGGAUGAAGAUACUGAUCAGUAUUGGCAGUCGGAUGGCCCGCAACCUCACGUGAUCACCGUUGAAUUCCCGAAAAAAGAAGACAUUCUCUUCGUGCUUUUAUACUUAGACUAUAAAACGGAUGAAUCGUAUACUCCGAGCAAGUAA
Molecule: messenger RNA, 324 nt
Organism: Gongylonema pulchrum
Lineage: Eukaryota; Metazoa; Nematoda; Chromadorea; Rhabditida; Gongylonematidae
Source: the annotation of a GenBank genome assembly